AUGAGGCUCCAGCUGGAGAAGCAGCUCCUCUUCCUCUCCCUCCUCUGCAUCCUCUCCAAGGUGUGUGCCCAGCUGUGCCGGAGACCAUGCUACUGCCCCUGGGUGCCCCCCCGCUGCCCCCGCGGGUCCCCCCUGGUCCUGGAUGGCUGCGGCUGCUGCAAGAUCUGUGCCCGGCGCCUGGGAGAGCCCUGCGACUUCCUCCACGUCUGUGACCAGAGCCAGGGCCUCGUGUGUGACUACAGCACAGCAUCCAUGGGGAGAGGAGCCACCUGCAACUUCGAAGACACCGAGGAGGGCUGCGAGGUGAAUGGCCGGGUCUAUCGGGAUGGGGAGUUUUUCCAGCCCAGCUGCAAGCUCCAGUGCCGCUGCCUGGACGGGGGCUUCACCUGCAUCCCACUGUGCCAGGAGGACAUCCGGCUGCCCACCCCAGACUGCCCCUACCCGCGGCGCGUGGAGGUGCCAGGGAAGUGCUGCCCUGAGUGGAUCUGCGAAACCCGGGACCAGCACCAUCUCCUCCAGGAUGCUGGGGCAGGUAAGGACAUGCCAGUGAGAGGAUGCCCACACAGGUCUCUGGGGAUGGUCCCUUCACCUCAGACCCCCUGCCAGGAGUGGGGCACAGAGUGGAGCGCCUGCUCGGCCACCUGCGGCGUGGGCUUUUCUACCCGCGUCUCUAACCAGAACCGCUACUGCAGGCUGGAGACUCAGCGGCGGCUCUGCAUGGCCAGACCCUGCCCGGCUCUGCCGGCAGCAUCCCUGGUG
Nestor notabilis (Kea) is the source of this 759-nucleotide messenger RNA. RefSeq names its product WNT1 inducible signaling pathway protein 2 (gene CCN5). Gene Ontology annotation, molecular function: integrin binding; heparin binding. Gene Ontology annotation, cellular component: extracellular matrix; extracellular region. Lineage: Eukaryota; Metazoa; Chordata; Aves; Psittaciformes; Psittacidae. The transcript is spliced from 4 exons. The record is from RefSeq and is a predicted model, not a curated record. Gene Ontology annotation, biological process: signal transduction; cell adhesion. The annotation marks the transcript as partial.